GUCAAUCAGGUCAGACACAUGGGUUUCUUGUUAGCAAGCUCAGAGAAGGAAGUUGAGGAGCUGAGUGAAGAUUGUUCCCCUCAAAGGACAACCGGUGAAGGGAGAUGCUGUGACUGCAAGCUGAGGUUUCCCAACUUGGCUUCCCCAAUCCUGACUUGGUUCCUGAUCCUGCCCUGAGCCAAGCCCCCUCCCUUGGUCUCCACACCCUCUCGUCCAGCCCUCCGCCCUCCGCCCGGCCUAGACGGCUCCUUCUCUGCCUCCCGGCUUCGUCCUUCGCCCCUCCGUCUCUCUCCGUCCACCCGUCCAUCUAGCCCCUCCCCCUUGGGGCUUCCCGCUCUUCCUCCGGGCCGCGCGCUCGCCCAGCCGCCAUGACGGCCGAAGGGGACGCCACGUCGGUGGAGUCGAUGCGUCUGAAGCAGGAGAUCUCCCUGCUGCACGGCGUCUGCCUCAUCGUGGGCAACAUGAUCGGCUCGGGCAUCUUUGUCUCGCCAAUAGGUGUGUUGUUCUACACUGGGUCGUUUGGCCUGUCCCUCGUGGUCUGGGCCAUUGGAGGCGUCUUUUCUGUGUUCGGCGCCCUGUGCUACGCUGAGCUGGGAACCACAAUCCGCAAGUCCGGGGCCAGCUACGCCUACAUUCUGGAGUCCUUUGGUGGCUUCCUGGCCUUCAUCAGGUUGUGGACGUCGCUGAUGAUCGUGGAGCCGGCGUGCCAGGCGGUCAUAGCCCUGACCUUCUCCACCUACCUGGUCCAGCCCUUCUAUCCCACCUGCUCCGCCCCCUACGAUGCCGUCCGGCUCAUAGCCGCAGCCAUCAUCGGUCUUCUGACGUGCAUCAACUGUAUGAAGGUGAAGUGGGGAGCCAUCCUCCAGGUGGUCUCCACCUUUGCCAAGGUGCUGGCCCUCAUCGUCAUCAUCAUCGCCGGGAUGGUGAGACUAGGACAAGGCAAGACGGAGAACUUUGAGGACUCGUUCAAGGGCUCCAAGUGGAACCCCGGGGACAUUGCCCUGGCCCUGUACGCAGCGCUCUACUCCUACUCUGGCUGGGACACGCUCAACUUCAUCACCGAGGAGAUCAAGAACCCAGAGAGGAACCUCCCGUUAUCCAUAGCCAUCUCCAUGCCCAUCGUCACGGUGAUCUACAUCCUGACUAACAUCGCUUAUUACGUAGUCAUGGACGCGGACACUGUGUUGGCCAGCGAGGCUGUAGCCGUGACGUUUGCGGACGAAGUCCUGGGCUGGGCCCGCUGGCUGAUCCCCCUGUCGGUGGCCAUAUCCUGCUACGGCGGCCUCAACUCCUCCAUCAUCGCUGCCUCCAGACUGUUCUUCGUGGGUUCCAGAGAGGGACACCUGCCUAAUGUCCUCUGCAUGAUCCAUGUCAAACGUUACACCCCAAUCCCAGCCCUGCUCUUUAACGGCGGCAUGUCUCUCAUCUACCUGUGUGUGAGGGACGUCUUCCAGCUCAUUAACUACUUCAGCUUCAAUUACUGGCUGUUCAUUGGCCUGUCCAUUGCCAGCCAGAUCUACCUGAGGGUCAAGUUCCCCGACAUGCACCGCCCCGUCAAGCUGAGCCUGUUCUUCCCCGUGGUGUACUGCAUCUGCACCCUGUUCCUGGUGAUAGUGCCCCUGUACAGCGACACCAUCAACUCCCUGGUGGGCAUCGGCGUGGCGCUGUCGGGCGCCCCCGUCUACUAUGUCUGCAUCCACCUGCCGCCCAGCUCCAGGCCCGCCUUCCUGAGCAGGAUGCUGGAUGUGAUCUCCCUCAACACCCAGAAGGUGUGCCUGUGUUGCGUGGCGUCGCCUGACAUCGACCUGGACAACAUCGACCCAGACAAGAUGCAGUGACGGCCAGACGGGAGGGAAUGGACGGAUGAAUGAGUGACCGAGGAGAGGUUUUAAAGUCGGUCCAAGGAUGCUUGUUCUAUCCCCAUGUUAAUUUCCAGAGGCCAGAUUGGACACCGUGUCCGUCGAGCCAAGUGUGUCUGCUUCUCUAUACUUAGAACCAGCUUCAUGGCAGCUCUGAGCCCUUUAGAAACAUCACACACUUAUAGGAAACGUGAAUAGGAUGUGAGGCAAACUGGACUGGAAAAAAAGACACUUAUUAAGUUCACUUAUUGUUUUAUUUGUAUUCACACUUUUUUGUUUGUUCUUUUUCUGUUCUCUGUCACAUGGUUGCCUGUUAAAUCCCAGUUUGGCACCAAGCUCACCCCAAAAUCACACGCUUGUCUGCUUUGCUAAGUGUUGCUUUAAGAGCUGCUGCUGUUUGUUUUUCGCCGAAGUUGCUCAUGUGUUUUUCACUCUACCAGAUCUGUGCAGAGCUUGAUUUCCUUUAGCUUUAUCACGUCCAGUCACCAACAGCAGCAUUGAAGACUUCCCACAGUUCCCACUGGCCUGAUCCAAUCAGGUCACUCCCCCCCCCCCCCCCCCCUCCUCCCCCCAUCUAUGUUUCAAUGCAAAUCCUCCAGUAUGAUCUUUAAGGAGAGACAAACCAGAGGAAACUACUGUUUCUGGUAGGGUGACAGUUCCUUUCUGGUGUCGAAUGUAAGAAAGACAUGAAUGGAAUUCCGUUGUGUGAAGUUCCUUAUCUAGACAGGCUAUCCAUUGUCUGAGUCCUGUACAAUGAUUGGGGGUGGUACUCGACACACUGCUUGGCUAAUGUGCUUGCAAUUGAAAAGGCCUGCUGAUAGGCUAGCAGGGUUGCCUUGGUGUACGUGUAUCUUGGAAUGUUCUUAAUCCGCUGGAUGUAUAAGGAGGUUUAAGGACUUAGCCAUGUGCGCUUCCAUAUAACCAACAUAGGAUGAUUAUCCUGCCUUCUGGCCUCACAAGGAAUGCCAGAUUAUUCUUUACCGUGCAAUGCUUCUGAACCCUUCAGCCAAACCAGGGGCUCACAAGACGGUUCCUAUGCACCCUCUAGUGGUAGGUUUUAGAAAACUGCAGUUGAGGGACUGUGAUGUUAGUUCCUAGAGCCAGGGACGGGCUGUAGAAAUGAGUUACUGAGCUCUCUCAGGUCUGACGUUUGAUGCCAUCCAAAGUUUCUUUUGUUUGACCCUUUCUCAAUGCCAAACCUGACUCUUGCCUAAAUGUAGCUUUAAGUGUAGCAUGCUAUCUCCUUUCUUGUUUGUGGCAGUUUGCAAUGGUACCUUUUUUGUGUCCAUUUGAAGGCCUUCAGUUGAACAUUGUUAUAUUUGGAAACUAUGCUAUGAAUAAAAUGCCUUGCUGCUUUCUUUUAAUCUUAAGACUCACCAUAUUGUCUGAUUGUUUGUUAGGUGAAUGGUACUAUAUGUCAGCUAUGCUAUACGUUUUUCCACUCUUUGGGGUGUUUUAGACACCUAAAGGUUCCAUUUUCUCAAUCACUCAUAUAUCAUGUUGUAAUGCAUCAGUCUGUGAUCAUGUUGUAAUGCAUCCGUCUGUGAUCAUGUUGUAAAGCAUCCGUCUGUGCUGGGAGGUCUCUGAUUGCAGUGUGUGUAACCACGUAUACAAACUUUACGUUUUGACGUGAUCUAGUCAUCUUCUUUUCUACUGCCUGGUUUUGUAUUCCAGAUGAGCUGUGAUGUUUUAACUGAUGAGGUCAGCUGCCAGACUCGAUGCCAGUUCUGUCCUCCUGCAUCGUGUCAUGUACUGCGUGCUUUAGACGGAGGCUUUGACGCCAGCUCAGAAGCUGCAGCUCCUACACUCCUCGGUGAAGGACCACCGUGUCCAGAGCAAAGCAGGAGACCCAUUUCCAUCCCAACCCUCAGUCUUAGUAGAUGAAAGUUGCCUUUUAUAGGAAGAAAAAAAAAAAUAUAUGCAUAUGUGAAAUGUCCGUUCUCUGAUGUUUUGAAGAACAUUUUGUGUGUGUGUGUGUUUACCAUGUAAGUGUGCUGUAGUGUCCUCAGUUGUGCCUUCAUCACUCCUGGACCAAAUAGCCUUGAUGGUUGAUAUUGUUAUGCAAACCUUUUGUGUACUGUGUUGUGUUUCUGCGUCAGACAUUUGCCGUGAAGCUAUGGAGGAGCGUUGGAGCGUUUCCUCCUUAAUAAAAGAGGAUUCUGGAAUGUCCGUGUUCUAGGGGUUUCUUUAUCGCAUCAGCGUUCAAUUGCCUCACCAACUUCAUCAUGUACUGUGCUUAUUUAGAGGAUGUGAAGGACAAUUAGACGACCCUUUCCACUGUUUCUUGUGCCACCAGCAUCUGAGUCAUGCAUGCACACAUUUUGGAGUUUUCCCCCCCCACCCCAAAAAUUGUGUGGAGAAAGUUUGUUGACUUUCAUUUCUAAUCCAUUGAAAUAAAUUAGGUACCUAGAGAAAAGGUCUGUCAUUCCUACAAAGUCGGUGGAGUUCUGUACUCUGUUAUCCAUUGUGUUGUGGGACGGUUUAGGUCCGGUCGUGAAGCCCAGUCUUUCAAUUGGGCCGUCUGACUGCAAUUUUAAAUAGGUGUUAAGGAUUGAGAUUCCACUGUCAUAUUGCUCUCCUGUUUUAUUCAUAAUUUUUUUGUCAAAGAAAUGUUCUAUAUACAGGGAACAAUUAAUGACGAGCUUUAGAAUGUAAAGGAAAGCUUGGUGGAAUCCCUGACUGACUGGAAUGUGGAUAAAAAUAAAUAAAAAUAAUCAACA
This is a messenger RNA of Hypomesus transpacificus, 4579 nucleotides long. RefSeq names its product Y+L amino acid transporter 2-like. Gene Ontology annotation, biological process: amino acid transmembrane transport. The transcript is spliced from 13 exons. The record is from RefSeq and is a predicted model, not a curated record. Lineage: Eukaryota; Metazoa; Chordata; Actinopteri; Osmeriformes; Osmeridae. Bases 369 to 1838 code for a protein of 489 amino acids. Gene Ontology annotation, cellular component: membrane. Gene Ontology annotation, molecular function: basic amino acid transmembrane transporter activity; L-amino acid transmembrane transporter activity.